Molecule: messenger RNA, 494 nt
Organism: Drosophila hydei
Lineage: Eukaryota; Metazoa; Arthropoda; Insecta; Diptera; Drosophilidae
Product: cuticle protein 38-like
Exons: 3
Coding region: 96-494 (132 amino acids)
Source: RefSeq, a predicted model, not a curated record
GACUGUUUGGGGUAUAAAUACGGACUGCAAACACUAGUUGGACAUCACAUUCCACUGCUACUCCCAACAGCAAAACAAACCCACAAAUCCUCAACAUGUUCAAAUACGCCGUUGUUAUCUUCGCCAUCGUCGCUGCCGUCUCUGCCAAGCCUGGUAUACUCCGGGGCAGUCCCCUGGCUUACAAUGCUCCAUUGGUAGCUGCUGCUCCCGCUGCAGUGGUCGCAGCUCCUGCUCCUUAUGUGACUGCCACCAGCAGCCAGGUCAUCGCCCGCAACUACAAUGGCAUCGCCGCUGCUCCAGUGAUCGCUCCAGUUGCUGCUCCAGUCAUCGCCAAGUACGCAGCUGCUCCAUUGGCAGCUCCUCUGGCCGCUCCAUUGGCAGCUGCUCCAGUGGCUGCUCCAGUCAUCGCCAAGUAUGCUGCUGCUCCAUUGGCUGCUCCUUUGGCAUACAGCUCGCCUUUGACUUAUGCUGCUCCUGCUCCAGUUCUUUUGUAA